GGCACAGAGGGUGGACUGGACAGACAUUGAACACCCACCCCCCCGGUGUUGUGACGUAGCAGGCCCGUAUCGCCUAGCGAGGCAGCUGAUUUUCCACCAUGGGAGAACGCAAGGUUCUGUGCAAGUACUUUCCGCCGGACUUUGACCCCAAGAAAGUCCCGAGGCUGAAGAGGGAUCCCGAGAAGCAGAUUGGCGUCCGGAUGAUGAUCCCCUUCUCCAUGCAAUGCAACACCUGCGGGGAGUUUAUGUACAGGGGCAAGAAGUUCAACUCCCUGAAGGAAGACUGCAUCGGCGAGGACUACCUAACCAUCCGGAGGUUUCGCUUUUACAUCAAAUGCGUCAUCUGCAGCCAGGAGAUUACUUUCAAGACGGAUCCCGAAAAUGGAGACUACGAGCUGGAGACGGGUGCCUCUAGGAACUUCGAAUCGUGGACUGACAAGCAGGCAACAGAAAAGAAGCACAAGGAGGCCAGGGAAGAAGAGGAGAAGAGCGACAACAUGAAGCAACUCGAGAAUCGGACGCUGGACUCGAAGAUUGAGCUGGAGAUCAUGGACGCCCUUGACGAGAUCAAGUCCGUGAACAGGAGGCACGAAACAGUGAACACGGAGGACUUGCUCAAGGCGUCGGCCGCCAGGAGGAACAAGAGCGUUGCUGACAAGGGUGGCGCGGGCGCUGUCGAAAACGCCGCGGUCGACGCAAUGAUUGCCAACAUCCAGUUUGGCGGCUCCAAGGUUCGUCGAUUGGUGGACGCCGACGAGGACAACAGCGACGGCGCAAGCGAUGCUGCGACGGAUGCGAACAGAACCAAAUCCCCCAGUAAAAGCUUGAAAGGGAAAGGGAAAAAGCGCGCCGUCGUCGGAGGAGGAGACGGUAGCGGCUCGGAGGCACAAAACAGGACACACACGUUUCAACGAGCGCGAAAAUCUGGUGCAUCGUCUUCUAGCACUGGGGAUUCUCAAGAGGAGGAGGAGGGCGAAGGGGCUGGUGAAGCGGAAAGGGCACACUCCGCGGGGUCGGCGCUAGUGUCCGCGAUUGAGGCGCAGGCAAGGCGGGAAGCUGAGGCGAUGAAGGCGGCCGUCGCGGGAUCGGUGGGGACGAAGGUCGUCGUGAAGCACAAGAAGAAGCGGAGUAGUACCGGCAGCGGCGAAGCUGCAAGCGAGGUCACCGGUGAGCAGAAGGCGUCCAAGAAACGAAAAAAGCACAAGAGCAAGGAGGAAACCGACGCUGCUCGCAAGCAGAAUGGUGGCUCAGAGGCAGCAGCUGUAGCGCCGACACCAGCACCACCUGCGACCGGUGGUGCAGGGCUGGGUGGGUUGAACUUGUUGGGGUCAUAUGCUUCAUCUUCUGAUUCAGACGGUGGAACGACAUGACGGGGAAGGCACCUUGAGCGAUCGCGGACAGCUAUGCUACCCACAUCUGCAUCUUGUUGGAACACGCUUCAGAUGUCCCGUCGUGAGGGAGGCUUGCUUUUCCAUUCGGAAUGAUAGCUGUAGGGCUGCGAUGGCACACUCACGCGAGCUUUCUUUGCAGGAGGACUUCAGUUGGCAGCAUAUACCGGAGGCAGAUUGUGAAUCAGUAGUCGAUACGCGGAUAUCGAACGGACCCCGCGAAGAUACCCUUAAACAAGAGCGAAGAUUCGCAGUUAGAUACCCUAGGAACUAUUCGCAGAUGAUGAUCAGGAAGAACACCGUGCAGCACAGGCCGACCCUGGCGUCAGGCGCUUGCCGCUUGUGGCACGCACGCGGCGCUGCUGACCAAGUUCACCUGGUGCUGAUGACAUAGUCGGACGCCAAGUGAAAGGGCAAGGGCUUCGGUAAUGUAGCACAAGAUCCAUGUGCCACUAACUCGAUGUAAUGACAACAGGGAGUCCGGCGAGCUCAGGGUCUGGUUGUAAAUUCUACUUGCAGGUUUUCCUCACGAAGACGUGUGGUUUUGGAAGAGAGGCAUGAGAAGUUGAUAAACUAAUGUAGAUGCAACAACGGGUAGUAAUAGGUGCUGGCCGGCGAAUGAAUCACCUGCUGACAUUUUCAUAUCUCGAACGGGUAGUCUAGUUUUUCAAUGUUUACACUUAUGUUUCCCAGUAGUUUUAAUCCGUGAGUUGUAGUUUUCGUUUGUCAAAGCACCGCAGAAGGGCGGAUGUCAUCAACGGAACUUCAUUCAUGGGGGGCGCGACCCAGCGGCAGCAUAGUGGUGUCGCCAUAUUGCACUCCCGAUUGAACCAUGACCCUGUUGCCCUGAUAUGUAAAUACUGUAGAGUAGAGGCGGGUAUAAAAGGCCACUUAAGCCACACCCUGUGCUAAGAGCUUGCUCUUGAGCAGGAAAUCGAAUUUCGAUGAUAUUGCGGUAUCUAGCAAAAGGUGAGGUCACCCCCCGCCUACGUACAAAAAACCAAAAAAAAACGUCAACAUUGACGAGGUAGGGCUGGAGCCGUACAUCUGAGGUGCAGGCGUCAUUUUGACGGAAAACUACCCCCAGGGGUAUCAAAGGCCACUUUGGUCAUUGAUUGAUUUCGUACGUUUGGAAGCGUUUCAAGACCAAAAGUUGGUGGGCAUGCGUAAAAUACAACAGGAAUGACAAAAAAGUAAGA
Molecule: messenger RNA, 2587 nt
Organism: Ectocarpus sp. CCAP 1310/34
Lineage: Eukaryota; Phaeophyceae; Ectocarpales; Ectocarpaceae
Source: the annotation of a GenBank genome assembly